This is a messenger RNA of Paramacrobiotus metropolitanus, 1544 nucleotides long. Its product is annotated as neuferricin-like. NCBI's taxonomy places the organism in Eukaryota, Metazoa, Tardigrada, Eutardigrada, Parachela, Macrobiotidae. The record is from RefSeq and is a predicted model, not a curated record. The coding region runs from base 246 to 1175 and encodes 309 amino acids. Gene Ontology annotation, cellular component: membrane; endomembrane system. The transcript has 5 exons.
UUUUAUGUCCUUGGCAGUUGGCUUUACAUGCAACUUCGGAAGUUUCGUUUAUAUUUACUCAUUUACUGUGACACUUUAUGAGGGGUAACUGGUUAACUGUUAACUUUAAGAUUUCGGCUUCCUUUGAGGGUUCGCUAUCCAUACCGUACACGCGAAUACUUGCUCUUCGAUUUAGUUAAAAUUUCGGUAUCCCGUGCAUGCAACCAUGAGCGAGCGCGAAGUACGCAGCAGACGCCCCCCAGCGAAUGCGGAUAAUGAUGGCGAAACUAUUCCUCCCUCGCAAAGUCCCAAUCAGUACCGUUCCGGAUCUGUUCUCUAGAUCCGCGGUCUCCCGUUCUUCGGCUGCGUUAUUGAAGAUAAUUUUCUUGCUGUCAUCGGUUGUAUUGGUGUUUAUUAUGGUGGCUCAGCCCGAUUUUUUCUCAUCCAUUAUUACGACAUACCUACCAUCGGAAUUGAAGCGUGUCCCCAAGAGCACCCCUGCGGAGGGAAUCGUAAACCAUGACGGCAUAAAUAUAUACACAAAGGAGGAAUUGGCCCGACAUUCGGGCGACGAUCCCUCCAAACCGAUUUUACUAGCUUAUAUGGGGAAAGUUUAUGAUGUAACGAAAGGAAAGCGGCAUUAUGGCCCAGGAGGAAGCUACAGUUUUUUUGCGGGAAAAGAUGCAACCCGUUCGUUUCUGACUGGAGAUUUUAAAAAUGACCUGACGGAUAAUCUUGAUGAUUUGCCGGAUUCGCUCUUCGGCCAGAUUGAAACCUGGGCGGAUACGUACUCGAAAUCUGCGGACUAUAAGGAAGUUGGUGUAUUGUGUGGAGAGUUUUAUCAUUGUGCUGGAACGCCGGACGCAGGAAAGCCUACGGAGAAGUUGUUACAUGUUUACCAAAUGAUAGAAAAAGCGAAAUCCGACGAGGCCAAGGAAAACGAAGUGUAUAAAGAGUUUCCACAAUGCAAUUCAGAAUGGAGUCAGGACAAGGGUGGACGCCUCUGGUGCAGCCCGAAAAGUGGUGGAAUUGAACGUACUUGGUCCGGCGUGCCCCGAUUGUUAUUGACACAAAAGCCUGGCGGAGCGAAAUCAACACGGUGUGCUUGUGUCCAUCCAGAAAAGCUAAGUGAUCCGCGCUUAGAAGCUUACCCGGGCUGUCAUCCAGAUGCUGAAAGCUGUGCGAUGCCGAAAUAGUUUGCUGUGGUGACUUUAGAACGUUUAAAGUUUUGUAAUUUUUAAAAAUGUUGGUAGGUUUUUAAACCUGCCAUAUGUUGAAUUCCAGCUUCAGAUUCUACUUUAUGGUUUUUUAGUUGUGAUAUCUUUGGACAUGUACUCGUUCUCUCUUCGGAGCAGCUCUGCGCGCUUUUCGGCGAGCAGUUUUAAUUUUUUAUGAGUUUUCUUGUAUUGUUGGAGUUUCAGCUAAGUGUUCACUAUUUAACAUAUCGUGAUAUUAGCGAAAUUUUAUGCCUAUUUUUUUUACAGUGAAUAGCUAGUUGGUGCCUUAUGUCCUUCGCAAAUCAACAAAAGUUAAUUACUGCUCUUAUAACCGGCUCGGAUUUUUAA